Messenger RNA from Magallana angulata, 1131 nucleotides. RefSeq lists its product as uncharacterized. Bases 128 to 925 code for a protein of 265 amino acids. Lineage: Eukaryota; Metazoa; Mollusca; Bivalvia; Ostreida; Ostreidae. The record is from RefSeq and is a predicted model, not a curated record. The transcript has 2 exons.
AGGGUUGCGCUCCAUUGACUGUUCGGAACACCCCGCACAUGUGCAAAGUCAAAGGAGUUCAAAAAUACACUGUUCUCGGACUGUUCUCUCUGUCCACGUGCGAGAGGUAGUGCAGUCAGAAUUCAACAUGGCGACUAAUGCGCAAAACAGAGCCACGCUCUUUGAAUGUGAUACAUGUCACCGCCUUUUCCGAGACAUGGAGGAGUUUGCAAACCAUGCAUGUGAUGAUCCCGGUAGUGGUGGAUAUGAUGUUCAGACGCUUCAGCUGGAGGAUGAAAGCCUAGAUCUGGAAGGAGAAGAUGGGAGGCCCAUUGAGAUUGCCCCAGACUCGUCAGUUCUUUGGACUAGACCUGCAACACUUCUAUUAAUCAGCCAAUAUAGGGAGAAUGAGGAGUUGGUUACAAGUGGGAAGUUAAGAAAGAAAGCCUUAUGGAACAAAAUUGCCAAAGUACUAAGAGAAAAGGGAAACUGUAACUUUAGUGCAGUGCAGGUGGAAGGGAGGUCGAAGACUUUGAUGAGAGGUUUGAAGAAUGUUAAAGAUCACAACAAAAAAAGUGGGGCAGAAAGAAGAAAUCACCCUUAUGAGGAAGAAUUAGAGUUCAUGGCAGCCAAGCCUAAUGUUCAACCAGAAUGUGUUGUUGGAACAGAGAACAAGUCGAGCCCAGAAACCAAAUCAAGCAAAGAAGAAAGUGACUCAGGUAGGCCUGACACUCCUACAACUUCUACUAAGAGAAAAUGCGUGUCUCCUGAAAAGUUAAAUCAAAGUUCAAAAAGACGCCGCACAAAUGAUGUUCUAGAUAGCUUUGAACAAAUCAUGAAGAAUGAAAGUCAGCGUUUUGAAGAACAAGUGGAAAGGAGACACCGUGAAAAGAUGGAAAUGUUCGGAAAUUUUUUGGAAAUUCUAAAAUCAAGCCAAACAAAAUAGUUUAAACAUGAUAAGAUUGAAUUUCAAUUCAUGCAUUUUAUACAAAUAUGCUUUAUAUUUCAUUUAUAGACGAGUGCAAGAUAUGCAUGGAGGAUGGGAAAAUUGCAGAAACUGUAUUUGUUCCAUGUGGACAUCUGAUAGCAUGUGUGAAAUGUGCAUCAAAUCUUGCUGGUAAUAAAUGUCCUAUGUGUAGGAAGCAAAUCAGC